Messenger RNA from Lytechinus variegatus (green sea urchin), 723 nucleotides. RefSeq names its product lithostathine-1-beta-like. The record is from RefSeq and is a predicted model, not a curated record. Gene Ontology annotation, cellular component: membrane. The transcript has 6 exons. The coding region runs from base 19 to 723 and encodes 234 amino acids. Lineage: Eukaryota; Metazoa; Echinodermata; Echinoidea; Temnopleuroida; Toxopneustidae.
UAUUGCAUUGAGUGAACAAUGCUAAAUACGGACAUGGCCUGUCAACUUUUUAUUUCUACAGCCUGUGCACUCAUGUAUUUACUUUUGAAUUUUGGAAUGUGUCAAGAUGUUUCUACAUCAGGGGAUGAUGUCUUUGACGGAUAUCGUUAUGUUGUCUACCAUGGUUUUGAUGGUGUCUACGGAACUUUCUCAGGCGCACGUGCUCACUGUCAAAGCAUUGGAGGUGCUUUGCCCAUCAUCACAUCAGCUGCACAAAACGAGUUUAUUGCCUCAAAGUUAACCUUUGGGCAAGGAAAUUAUUACAUUGGCUUAGAAGAUCUGGAUGGGAAUGGCCAGUACAAUUGGAUUGAUGGAACGACACCUGGGUAUUCGAACUGGGAUAGUAAUCUACUCUCCCAUUCAAAACCAUACUGUGCUGUGAUGACGUCUAGUAAUUCCCUUAAUGAUGCUGUUCAUGGACGUUGGAAUCGAGUAACAUGUACGUCAUCAAGACGACGUAUCUGCCAAAUGCCACUAGUGAGAAUAAACAGGACAGAUGAAGCGAUUCCGCAGGGAGUGGUAGAAGUAUAUUCUGGUCGUUGGGGUUCUGUCUGCCUUGAUCAUAGUAUCACAGAAAGCGAUGGACAUGUCUUGUGCCGGACGAUAGAUUAUCCGGGACUUGUUUCUUGGCAUGGAAUCAGUGCAAGGAAUUAUAUUUCAAUCUCCGACCAUCAACGAUUGUAA